Messenger RNA from Trichomycterus rosablanca, 2095 nucleotides. Its product is annotated as trichohyalin-like. The record is from RefSeq and is a predicted model, not a curated record. Gene Ontology annotation, molecular function: GTP binding. The coding region runs from base 29 to 2095 and encodes 688 amino acids. NCBI's taxonomy places the organism in Eukaryota, Metazoa, Chordata, Actinopteri, Siluriformes, Trichomycteridae. The transcript has 2 exons.
GACUACCAACCACUUUUAUUCUCUCCUGAUGUACGUUGAAGCACAAAAAGAUGAUGUUAAACAAGAACUGGGGAAAAAACUGGCUGAACAGGAGGAGAGAAUCAAGCAGCUAGAGAAACGUCUACAGCAGACAUGUGCUGAGGGUGAAUCACCCGAUUCUGGGAGUCUGAGAAUUGUACUUGUUGGAAAAACAGGAAAUGGAAAAAGUGCAACAGGAAACACCAUCCUUGGAAGAAAAGACUUUCAGUGUAGUGCCAGCCUGACCUCUGUGACAACAAUUUGCCAGAAGGGAUUUGGAGAAGUUGAGGGCAAAUCCAUUGCUGUUGUUGAUACUCCAGGACUGUUAGACACCACAUUGUCAAAUAAAGAAGCAAUUGAAGAAAUAGUGAAAUGUAUCUCACUCUCUACUCCUGGACCUCACGCCUUUAUCAUUGUGUUAAGUGUAGGAAGAAUCACACAUGAAGAACUGGAGACCCUGAGUCUGAUCAAGAAAAUGUUUGGUACUGAGGCUGCAAAGUACACCAUAGUGCUGUUUACACGUGGAGAUGAUCUGGAAGAUCAGACUUUGGAGGAAUAUAUAAAAAACAGUGGUCAUAGAAACGUGGAUAAACUAAUCAGGGACUGUGGUGGAAGAGUUCACAUGUUCAAUAAUAAAGAAAAGAACGAUCGUACACAAGUCUGUGAUCUUAUCAGAAUGAUAGAAGAAAUGAUAAAGUCUGACAGAAACAAUUACUUUACAAACGAGAUGUUUGAGGUGGCAGAAAAUUCCAUCCAGCAGAAACAACAAGAAAUACUGAAAGAGAAGGAGGAACAGAUGCAGGCUGAAAAAGAGGCUCUGAAAUACAAAUAUGAAGAAGAGCUGGAGAAGAUCAGGAAGAGUAUGGAGAAAGAGAAAGAAAAGUUGGAACAGGAGAGAUGUGAAAGAGAAAAAGUGUUUAAGGAACGGGAGGAAGCUCUGAGACGAGAGAAAGAGAAAAGAGAAGAAGAAGAAAAGGAGAAACGAAGGCUGGAGGACCUAAGAAGAUCAGAAGAGGAUGAACGACAAAAGACAGAGAAUGAUCGCAUGUUGGAGGAGAUGAGGAAGGAAAUGGAAAACCAAAAUGCUACAUUUCUCAAGCAGCAAGCUGAAAAAGACGAGGAGGACCAGAGGAGAGCAGAAAGAGAAAAAAUCGAGAGGGAACGUUUUGAACAUGAACAAAAAGAAGCAAUGGAAAAACUAAAAAUCAGACAACAAGAAGAGAUUAAAAAGAGAGACGAGGAAGAACAAAAGAGAAGAAAAGAACAAGAAGAAGAACAGGAGAACUGGAGGAGGAAAAUGAUGGAGGCAGAAAAUGAUAAAAAGGAGAUAAAAGAUGCUAUUCAGAGAAAACUGAGAGAACGAGAAAUGGAAUGGGAGGAGAGGAUGAGAGCAAGAGAAGAAGAACACAAGAGAACAAAAGAGAAACAUGAUAAAGAAGUAAAAGAACAAGAAGAAAAACAAGAACAAAUAAGAAGAAGCUUUGAGAAGGAAAGAGAAGAUGAAAGACGUAAAAGAGAAGAGGAAAGAAAACAGUGGAAAGAAGCAGAAAGAAGAGAAAGAGAGCAGAGAGAGCAAGAGUAUGAGGAAUACAUAAUAAAAAUAAAGAAAGAGUAUGAAGAACGAGAAAGAAUUAGAAAAGAAGAGUGGGAGAGAAGAACCAGUGAGGACAAUGAGAGAAGAGAAGAAGACAAGCAGUCGAUAAAGACACUAAAAGAGAGAGAAAGACAGGAAGAGAUCAAGAGAAGAGAGAAAGAAGACCGAGACAGAAGAGAGAAAGAAGAACGAGAGCGUGAGGAAAUGAAAAAGAACUACGAGAAGAAAGAGCUGGACAUGAAGAGCAAGUAUGAUGAUGUGGCUAGAAGACAAGCUGAACAAUUUAAUGAUGUUAAAGCUCAGCUGGAAAAACGCAUAGAGGAGCUGAUUGCCAAACACCAGAAGGAUUCCGAACUUCUCACUGAGCUGUACCGCGGUACACAGAAGGAAUAUGCUGAGCUUAAACAAAGCAAGGAGGAAACAGAGCGUGAAUUACGUAAGGAGAUAAAUGAGCUUAAAGAAAACACAUGUAAUAUCCUAUAA